AUGUCAGAAUUAACAAAAUCUGCGUCAAAUAGCGAUUCUGUGACGAUGGAAUCGUCCGCCGAGGAGGCCACAACUCAGUCAAACGUUAUUGCGACCACCAAUUCGAGAGAAUCGCCGAAGGAAGCGGUGGAUGAAAAUCCAGGGGACAAAGACGUCGCUCCAAAUGGUGGUGUAGGAAUUGUCACAGAGCGAAGACGAAGCAAGGCGUCUCGUGCUUGCGACCAGUGUCGUGAAAAGAAGACCAAAUGCGAUUUUGGCGAUGGAUCCCAUAGUGCAGUGUGUUCUGUAUGCAAGAAACUGGGGAAAACAUGCACUUUUGCACGGGUUCCCAUGAAAAGGGGGCCCGUCAAGGGCUAUAAUCGUCAUUCCGAAGACGCAGAUUCAGUAGACGGUGGAAAUUGGGGGGCUCGUAAGCGAAGCUGUUCGGAAUCGUUUCCUGAAGAUUCCGCCAGAGGAAAAAUUGACCUGCCGCCCCUCAAUCAGUAUUUACCAUCCUCGUCAUCUUCCGGACCCCAGCAAAAAGUGCACGGUAUGUUAUCAGUUGUUCAACAACAACAACAGCUGCAGCAACAGCAGCAACAGCAACAGCAACAACCACAUCGUGUGCAUCCACAACAAUUCUGGAAGGUACCUUACCACGAAUACCAGUAUCAACGGCGAGAAUCGGUGGAUUCUCUGGCGAGCGAUGUGUCAAAUCGGCGUGGCUCUGACCAAUUUGCCUAUGCCGCUUCGAAUGCGUCCUCCGCAUCGCCGUUUUACCCCAUGCCACAACCACCACAGCCCGCAUAUGCUCAACUGUCCAAUGCCCCACACAUCGAAGCAGAUCUUCAAUAUUCUAAAGCUACUGCACACCUACCAGCAUUGCAAAGGACUUCGUCCUCAAAAUCAAAUUCUUCGCAGUAUCCGUACUCGCAAUUCAACAACGCACUGCCACAACAUUCAUCUCAGCAGCCAUUCAUGUCUAAUCUUGCCCAACCACAACAAACUCAGAAUAGCGAUCAUGAGCAGUUUAGAGAGUUCAAUCCCGCAUUUCAUUCGCGUAAAAACAGUAAUGCCAGUGAAGCCGUUUCUCCUAGUUCAUCUGUCAAAAUGGUGCCAGUUAAGAUGUCGGCACCCACUUCAAACGUGCCAGAGAAAAGUUUGGGAAAUAACUUGAACCGGGAACGCUCAAAUAGUGAACACGCUUCAUUUCAAAGGGUUCCAGAUGGCUACCCCGACGCGGUGGCACACGAUAGAACCAAUGCCUCUUUGGGCAGGUCAGGGUCUUCGACAAACAAAAGAAGCGGGUCACAGGCUUCAAUGGAUUCUCACAGCCCAAUGGGACGUUCUAUUGUUGUCUAUGGCAAAAUUCCGGACAAUCAGCUGGUAGAUAUCUAUUAUGAAUUCAUUCACCCCACUUUCCCAGUGAUCCCAAUCAACAAACACACCCUGACGAACGAAGUUCUGGUAAUAAACACACAGCCUGUUAGUCACAUCCAUGAACUAAAUUGCUACGUUCUACAGUGGUUUCGAAACUCUCUCGAGCUACUGGUGCGAGUAGCAUUAAAAAAACCGUCGGGCUCGGCGUACGAUUAUAGCGAUGGUAUUGUGGAUGUAUUUGAUUCUCAGACUACGUUUAUUGCCGCUCUUAAUGAAAGCUUCCAAAAAAUAGUGGACAUCCAUCCGAGGCUCCGCGAAAACGAUGGUGUGCUGUCGCAGAAGAUCAAGUUCAUAUAUCUCGCAACUUUCACUAUUUUGAACUAUGUGCUGGCAUUUGUUGGAUAUGACAAUUCAUUUGUGUUAGGCAUGUCAGUCACCAUUUUCAAUGAACUGAAGCUUUUCCGAUAUUUGACGUACGAUGCAAUGGACGUUGUGGAACGACCUGACGGGCAGGAUCCCAUUGUUGCUUCAGAAGAGAAGGGAUAUAACGCUCUCUUCAAAAGGCUAUAUUCAAUACUGGUUAUUUUCGAUUCUUUACAAAGCUGUACUUUUGGAGUUCCUAAACUGAUGAGUGUUCCGCUUCCAGAUUUGAUCUCUGAUACGUUUGCGUACAGUGCCGAUAAGUGGAGCCUAGAACAAGAUAAGUCCAGGGUUGACAUUAUGCAGCAAAGUUUAAGAUUGGGGGAUGUUUUAUCGCGAUUGUCUACGGGCCGCAAAAGCACUUGCAUUGGACCAGGAGCGAUAUGGCCUGACCUACAGAUUCAGGACACAACCAAUGAAAUCUCAACAUCGCAUUUUGCGCAGCUACUUAUAGAAUCACACAAGCUCGUGACUCGAUGCGUAGAUGUUUUACCGGCUUUGAGCGAGCAGCAUAUCGUGGAACUGUGUUUUGCCAUAUGUCAGGUUGUCACCACAAUGCAGCGGGUGCUUACGGCCAUUAUGCGGGCCAACCCUACGAACAGCAUUGAUCCCAAUAAUAGACCUCCUUCGCAACAAGUGGGUGGUGGUGUCUACGCAAAUGAGCACGACAAACCGUCCAACACGACCGAGUCUGACAUGUACAAGAAAUUACUGGGACUUAACGGCAACGCCAGUACGUCUUUGUCACAAGGAACUGUCUCGCCGUUCGUGGUAUCGAUGGUUGCUUAUGUGUCGAAUCUGUUGGAGCUGGUGAAGCAAUUGCCAAGCACGCUGAUCGCGCUGGUCGUGCGGCGGCUGACAUUGCAGUCGGAUUCGCAGCGGGUGGUGUUGGAACUAUCGAAUUGCAUGAGCGAGUUGGUCCAGAUCACAAGUCUGUUAUCUGUGCUGAAACCUUACAAAAUGUUCGAACAAACACCGCGUGCUUUUCGCGGUUCGUCGCUUGCCUUGGCACGACGACUGCGCGAUAGGUAUGAGAAUAAGCCAGAAGAAGAAGAGCAGAAUCGCCAAGACAAAGAUCAAGACCCUGAGACCCUCUCGCUGUCAGAUACCAUAUGGGGACUUUUGUCUACACUCGAAUUAGGCUGGCUAUAG
Molecule: messenger RNA, 2931 nt
Organism: Lachancea lanzarotensis
Lineage: Eukaryota; Fungi; Ascomycota; Saccharomycetes; Saccharomycetales; Saccharomycetaceae
Gene: RGT1
Product: LALA0S02e01068g1_1
Exons: 1
Coding region: 1-2931 (976 amino acids)
Cellular component (GO): nucleus
Molecular function (GO): DNA-binding transcription factor activity, RNA polymerase II-specific; zinc ion binding
Source: RefSeq, a predicted model, not a curated record